This is a messenger RNA of Gregarina niphandrodes, 507 nucleotides long. RefSeq names its product putative AN1-type zinc finger protein 6. Bases 1 to 507 code for a protein of 168 amino acids. Lineage: Eukaryota; Apicomplexa; Conoidasida; Eugregarinorida; Gregarinidae. The transcript has 2 exons. The record is from RefSeq and is a predicted model, not a curated record. Gene Ontology annotation, molecular function: DNA binding; zinc ion binding.
AUGCAGACUCCUCAUAACAAUAGCGCCCCCGAAUGCGCCGGCGGGUGUGGGUUUUACGGGUCAGCGGCCACAGACGGGUAUUGUUCCGUAUGUUAUAAACAAAGGCUUGAGGCUGCGUCGUCGACCGGGAAAACUCCUACGCCUGCUACCGCCCCCGCCCCUGCUGCAACCCCUGUUGGUGAGUCGACGGAAGAAAGUGCGCCAACAGAGCAGAAUCGGCCGGCAACUGACACGAGUUUGUCAACCCAGCCAGCAGCCGUAACUCAGCGAACAGCUGACCCAACGACUCAGCCUGCGGCCGUGAAUCAAUCGGACAAGACAAGAUGCUAUCAAUGCAAUAAGCGCGUUGGACUGUUGGGAUUCAAAUGCCGGUGCGGAGCCAUAUGCUGCCGACCGCAUCUACACGCCGAAGAGCACAACUGCACAUUCGAUUACCAAUCAUUGAACAAACAGGUUCUAGAAAUUCGUAAUCCCAAGGUCAUCACUGAAAAGCUCGACCGCUUCUAG